Messenger RNA from Agelaius phoeniceus (red-winged blackbird), 3291 nucleotides. It is a transcript of the gene ZFYVE19, whose product is annotated as zinc finger FYVE-type containing 19. Gene Ontology annotation, biological process: abscission; mitotic cytokinesis checkpoint signaling. Lineage: Eukaryota; Metazoa; Chordata; Aves; Passeriformes; Icteridae. Gene Ontology annotation, molecular function: metal ion binding; phosphatidylinositol-3-phosphate binding. Gene Ontology annotation, cellular component: cleavage furrow; midbody; centrosome. The record is from RefSeq and is a predicted model, not a curated record.
GGGCCUGAGGCAGCCGCAGCACCGGGCAGACCAUGGAGCUUGGGAUAGCGGGGGUGCAGCGCCGUGUCUGAGGGCGGGUUGGGGCGCUAGCGCCAUGGAUAGCCGGUGCUAUGGGUGCGCGUCCAAGUUCUCUGUCUUCAAGAAAGAGUGUGGCUGCAAGAACUGCGGACGCUCCUUCUGCUCGGGCUGCCGGAGCUUCAGCGCUGUUGUUCCCCGCUGUGGAAACACUCAGCAGAAGGUGUGCAAGCAGUGCUAUGGGAAGCUAACUGGAGAAGGAUCUCAAAGCAGUUCAGCAAAAUGGUCACCACCAGAAAACUACAAAAAGCGUGUAGCAGCUUUUGAGGCUAAACAAAACCAGCUGAAAGACCAACAGAAGGCAGCUGCAAAACCCCCAGGUCGAGCAGGCUGCAGAUACCAGGGGCUCUCAAAAGAGGAUAGAGCUAUUGCAGAGAGACUGGAGAGGCUCAGGGAGGAAAGGAAACCAAAGUCCAUCCCUACUCAGGCUGAGAUCGAAGCUAGGCUGGCAGCCCUGAAGGAGGAUGGCCGAGGACCUGUUCCAUCCACACAGGAAAUGGAGGACCGGUUGGCUGUCCUGCAGGGUAGAGAUCCUCCUUCCCAAGCUCCCAGACCUGUGCACCAAGCCCCGGAUACCCGAAGUCUGGUCCAGCAGACAGAUGACCUGUUAACUCAACUGUCUGAGGAAGUUGCCAUUGAUGAGCAUUACAGACCAAGAGCUCAGCCUCAAGCUCCUAGUAGCCAGAGUUUGAAUGAUCUCAAUCGGGGAAGUGAAGACUGUGUUUGCCCUGCAAAUCUGGACCCAAAACAGCUAGAGGAAGAGAAGAAUAAACUUCUAGCAGAAGCUGCUGCUGAGCUGCAGGAAGAGAACACUAGACAGGAAAAGAUCCUACAGGUUGCCAAGAGACUGGCAGCACUCAAAGGCGAGGACCCAGAGAAAGUUACCCUGGAAACCUAUAGGCUCCCUGACAGUGAUGAGGAAGUGGCUGAGGAGGAGGCCAUUCGCAGAGUGCUGAAACAGCUCACAGAGGAAGCAGCCCUGGAUGAAGCAAGUGGAUUCAACAUUCCCCCAGAUCAGACCACCCAGCCAGGAUCCUCACAACAGAACCUGUGUAAGCAAGCAAAGCAAAAGAGCCACACUCCAGCCACCACAGCUCUUGCAAGGGCAGAUGAUAGUGAUGAGGAUGAGUUACCCUGGUGCUGCAUCUGCAACGAAGAUGCCACUUUGCGCUGCCAUGGCUGUGACGGGGACCUCUACUGUCAGCGCUGUUUUUGGGAAGGCCAUGAGGAGUUUGACCUGAAGGACCACCAGACCUCCCGCUAUCAUCUUCCUUGCAAACAGAAGUGACCACACUUAUGGGCAGAAGAGGAGCUGGAGAAUGGGAAAACAGAGGAGCCAGCCAGAUGGGAAGAAUCUAAGUGGAUUUGCAGCCAAAAUGGGUGAUGUUUCGGACAGUUACAGGAUGUGCUGUAAUUUGAGGAGGCUUGCAGGGCGUGUGACUUAGUCUUCACAAAGACACCUGAAAAGUGCAGGGUUUGCUGUGCAUGCUUGGGGAUAAAUGAGGACUUGAUAUGAGGAGGUGGAUACAAGUCCAUAAAUACAGAUGGUAAAACAAUGUGGGUAGCAGGAAAGAUGUGUGCUUAAGGCAGUACUGACUGGCUGAUAAAUAACUUCCUGCUUUUACUAACAGCUUAUACACUGGUUCAACAGGCAGCAAAGCACUUUGCACUGAGAAAAAUGUCUAUAUUGUGAUCACGUGUGUGAUGAGAACUUGCAAAGCAUAAUAAAAAUUACUUACAGAGGCCUGUGGUUAAAGUCUCUCCUGAAAAUGCCUGAUAGCCAUUAACAAAGUGUUGGUUUCUUAUAAUUGUAUGUUAGUCCUAGUGUCAAGCAGCUUAGGGAAAGAAAUCAAGAAUAGUGAAGUCAUCAAAAAUGUUUCUGUGGUGUGUCUGGAAAAGAUGCAGGGCAGUGUUGCUCACUGACAUGAAAGAAAGGAUCCUUUGAAAAGGUAAUCUGCUACUGAUACAGUGUUGUGGCCUGCAGUGGCUGUGCCAACAUCAUGUCAGCUGUAAGAGCAACAUGUUAGUCUGAAAUAGUUGUGUAUAAGUCUGAAAGCAGGAUUUGACUUUGUUUGUCAUUAUUUGGUCACCUGGUAAGAUAAAAAUGUUACCUGUGUGAUGCUCUUCAUCUGGUUAGGAGAGAAGCUCAGUUGCAUAUGUCCAUAUCUCUCCUGGGAGACAAUCCAGAUGCAAGUGGAACUUGCCAGUGCCCAGAACACCCAGAAUUGCUUCAAAUAUCCAAGUAAAUUGGCUGUAAACAUGCUCUAUUAUUCUGUCAGGAUGAGCUCUUUCCAAAUAAUGUGACUUCUGAGAGAGCUAUCUAAGGCUGACAAAUUCCAAUUGCAAGAAAAUAAAGGAUUUGCCCUUGACAGGGAAUUUCCAAUGAAUCUUGCCUGUCUGGUUUGACAUUGCCACUCCCAGCUGUCUGCCUUGCCCCCGUGCUUAAGGUCAGUGCCUCCGAGGUGAAGUGAUGAAACAGUGUUUACCUGCACCUCUGGUCAGAGGACAGCAAAUGAAUUAAACCACUGUUGAAGGUGGGUUUCUGCUAAUGUGUUGCUCUGGAUCAGACUCUUCAACAAAAACCUGAUUCAAACAAUGUAGAAUAGUAAUACUUUAGGUCAACACACUAAAAAUGUCAAGCGUAUCCAGCAGUGCCAUCAAAACCUUUUCUUAGGAAGGGGUGGCAAAAUCCGACUUCUGUGGAGGAUCUUCUUUCUCCUGGCAGCCCUUGCUUCACCAGUGCCUGUCUCCUUGGGACAGGUAGAUGGGAAAAUUACUUGAAUUGUUCUGAUGCAAGAGCUCACAAUUAACCCUGUGACACACAAAAUUUAAGUAAGUUAUUUAAGUAAGCCCUGAGGAGCUCGCAGUCUUAAAAAUCAAAACAAAAUGCUGUUCUUUAUUUAUGUUAUCAUGACACUUUUUCAUUGCUAUUUGACAUGGAUAAUUAGUCUGAUAGUAAGACACCCAGUUCUAUCUGAGGUUAAAGCCUUCAUGUUUUAUGUAUACAGGGGAAGGUACAACUAUCUGUUUUUAUUUCUCUCCUAAAUUGAUCCACUGCUUUGGGCUUCAGCCAGUGUCUUCCACAAGCAGUUAGUAGUAAUUUUGUUUCUUGAUUUACAGCUGCUGGUUUUUUCAAUGUCUUAGUAUAAGCUGGUAUGAUACUUGGAACAUUUUGAAUGCUUCAUCAGCCACAAUAAAACUUUGAGCUCCCUUGCA